Messenger RNA from Candoia aspera, 3734 nucleotides. It is a transcript of the gene RNF150, whose product is annotated as ring finger protein 150. Bases 503 to 1852 code for a protein of 449 amino acids. The transcript has 8 exons. The record is from RefSeq and is a predicted model, not a curated record. Lineage: Eukaryota; Metazoa; Chordata; Lepidosauria; Squamata; Candoiidae.
CUCCCCCCUUUCUCUCCCCAAACAAAACAUUUCCGCUGGCAAGAGUCGGCCGUAAACCUAGCCGAGCAGGGCUAGGAAGGAAUGGGAGAGGUCAAGAGCAGAAGUCGACUUGACGCCGCCGGAGCAGCGCUCGGAGGCUGCCUCUCUGGGGCUUUUCCUUCUGCUGGGAGGAGGCGGAGGCCGCUUCGGCCGCUCUCUUCCAGAAGUCCCGCUGGGACCGAAAAGGCGCCCCUUUGGCCGGGCGCGCCAGCCGAAGCCUCCCGUCUUCCCUGAGCAGCCGGCGGCUGCAGAGGCGACAGGGAAGGCAGGCGGGAGGGCUCAGCCGGGCCAAGGGUCGAGAGCUGCCCGCUCUCAUUCUAUUUAAGACGCGGAAUCCCCGAACGCGCCAGCAAAGAGGCGAAAUGCCAGCCUUUGGGUUGCAAAGGUGAGGCGCUCGCCCACCUUUCUCGGCUUAGUGCGGACUGGCGGGUCCCCACGCACAUCCACGCGCGCGCUCGCCCACAUGCAGACACGCGCACGGGGGGGCGAGCGGGAGCAGCCGAAGCAGGCGAAGAUGGCAAUGUCUGUGAUCCAAGCGUGCCGCAGUCUGGCGCUCUCAACAUGGCUGCUUUCCUUUUGUUUCGUGCAUCUGCUGUGCCUGGAUUUCACAGUGGCCGAAAAAGAGGAAUGGUACACGGCCUUCGUGAACAUCACUUAUCCCGAUCCCGGCGGCGGCGGCGGCGGCAGCGAGCUGCGCAGCGAAAAAACGGAGUGUGGCCGCUACGGGGAACACUCGCCCAAAAACGAGGUCUGGGGGCAGGUGGUGAUGACCUCGGCGGCCGCUGACAGGCAAGCUUGCGACCCCAAUGCUAGGUUCGCCGCGCCGGGGUCCGGCAGGCUCUGGAUCGCCCUUAUUCCUAAAGGGAAUUGUACUUACAAGGACAAGAUUCUGCACGCCGCCUCCCAAAACGCCUCGGCCGUGGUCAUCUACAACGUAGGCUCCAGCAAUGCCAACGAGACGAUUACGAUGCCCCCCGCAGGUAUUGAUGAUGUUGUGGCGAUAAUGAUCCCUGAGCCAAAGGGGAAAGAAAUAGUGAGCCUACUGGAGCGGAAUAUUACUGUAAUGAUGCACAUAACAGUUGGAACCCGUAACCUGCAGAAGUAUGUUAGUCGUACUUCUGUUGUGUUUGUAUCCAUCUCCUUCAUUGUGCUGAUGAUCAUCUCCUUAGCAUGGCUGGUCUUCUACUACAUUCAAAGGUUCAGAUAUGCAAAUGCCAGAGACAGAAAUCAGCGCCGUCUUGGAGAUGCUGCAAAGAAAGCAAUCAGCAAACUACAAGUCAGAACAAUAAGGAAAGGAGAUAAGGAAACUGAGUCUGAUUUUGAUAACUGUGCAGUGUGUAUUGAGGGUUACAAACCAAAUGAUGUUGUCAGGAUCUUGCCUUGCCGGCAUCUCUUUCACAAAUCUUGUGUAGAUCCAUGGCUCCUAGAUCAUCGUACCUGUCCUAUGUGUAAAAUGAACAUACUAAAAGCACUAGGAAUUCCGCCCAAUGCAGAUUGUGUAGAUGAAAUCCCUCCAGAUUUUGAAGCUUCUAUAGGAGGACCACCAACCAAUCAGAUUACAGGAGCUAGUGACAUAACUGUGAAUGAAAGCUCUAUAGUAGUGGAUCCUCCUAUCCGGACAGUUGGAGUAUUACAAGUUAUCCAGGAUGCAGAUCCUCUUCCACAGGCUGGGGAAAGUAACAACACCACAAGCAGUGAGCAAGAACCAGCAGUCAGUAGUGAUUCAGAUAUUUCACUGAUUAUGGCAAUGGAGGUUGGACUCUCUGAUGUGGAGCUUUCCACUGACCAAGACUGCGAGGAGGUGAAAUCUUGAAAAAAAGAAAACACCCUUCUACUAAACUAACAGGCAGUAGCAGGAAGAAGAAACCAGUUGUGGUACACAUGAUUAUCUAUAUACACAUGUGCACAUAUGUAAGAUUUGGGUCAGUUGUGUAUACAUUAAUACUCAUAUACACAUGUGCACAUAUGUAACUAUAUGCACCUGCACAGACAUCCAGAACAUUUUGUGAACUCCAGUUAAUUCCAUUCUGGGAUGGUCAUGAAAAGCAAUAGCAACAGAUGUGUCUGCCUGGAUGCAGUUUCAUUAUCAAUUACUUUUGUUCAUUUCAUUGAAAAUGGAAGUUGAAAAUGUACUGUUCUAACCCAUGUGCCAGAAGAAUUAUGCCCCUGCUUACAUGGCUCAGAACCACAUAACUGAAAUGACGGUUUGUUUUUUUCCCUCCAGCUUUGGUUCUUUUUUAAAAGGAAGAAAAGAGAUACCAUAAGGUGAUUAUAGCUGACAUUGAUGGACAUUAGUUUUCUUUCUUCUCAUUAACCCAAGCUUAUUCAAGUAUUCAACUCAGAAAUCUGAAUAUUAUGGUGGGUCACAAAAAUGUAUGAAUGAAUGCCAGGCAUUUUCUACACGAAGAAAGCAUGGCUUCAGGAAGAAAUGGUGCUUCCAAACUUUGACUUGAUUUGAAGACUCUUUUUAUUAAGCUAUUACCAACCUUUGGGGAUCUGGGCUUCCAGGUCUUCCAGACAGGAGAACAGAGGCUGGUUUGAUUGAGAUUGGCAAAUUGCUAUUUAAUCCUGCUGAGUCCUGCUCUGAGCUUUAGGACUUUGAUACAUGACUUCCAAGUGAGAGAAGAUGUGUGAAGACAAUAAUCAGAAUGAGAUUAAAGGUCAACUAGUACAGGUAGCCUUUGCUACCAUUAUAUACCCUUCAUGCGUUCAUGGCUUUUGCAAUCAUUGAUUUGAAAUUAGCUUCACUUAGAAAAAGAAAAUAAGCUUGCCCAAGAACUUUCUGACCUAUGAAUGAGUGGAAUUCAUUGAUAGUUUUUGUGGUUAGAUGGAAAGGAAAGAAAAAUAUUGUAGGAGGGCAGCUGGGUCUAUGGUAGUUUAGGGUAGUUACCAAUGGACUGAGAUUGUUUAUCACACAAGGUAUACCUUGAAAAACAUUUAAUUCCCAAGAAACACACAAGUGUUAGUUACUCUUAUUUUACAAGUGGAAGUUUUCCCAGUUUCCAAGGAAUUUUUCAACUUGUGUGGGAAAGUAUACUCAUACACAGCCUGAUCUUUAUUUAUACAGCUCCAUUUUAAUAUUGUUGGAUAAGAACCAGUGUAAUCUAAUUCAGGGAGAUCCUUUCAUUCCUUUAAGGUAAAUCUAUGCUAAGAAUGAACUGCUUUCCUGCAUACCCCUUAUUCAGACUGAUUGUAGCACAUUUAAAUUCACCUUAAAACCAUUCAGAAGGUCUCAGUUUUAUUAUCAUGUGUGAAAAUAUGCUACAAAUGCCUUUCAUUGUUUAUUCUCCUGAUGUGGAGUAUGAAGGCUAAACCUUUUACUGGUUCCUGGAUAAGUUUAGAUGUAAAUGAAAAGAUGAUUAUUCAUAAUCUUAUUUCUGAAUUGUAAUUGAAAACUGAAACAUUCAAAAGCAAAUUCACUAAGAGUUGUGUGUUUUCUCUAAAUAAUAUAUGUUGAAAAUAAGUGCCAUUAGCUGUUGGAAUUUAAGCGAUCUUGUAUUAUGCUAUCGCUUAAUGGGGCAUGCUAUUUAUGCAGAAGAACAAUGUGUAUUUUAAUCAAAGUACUCAAGAAGGACUUUUCAUCUUAUUUUCUGUCACAAAAGGUUAAGCCAUUACUUCUGACAAGAAGAAGAGUGAUUUCAACCACAGUAGAUAAACAGAGGUAAUACAGUAACUUGUACUAAAAACUGAACAGA